Sebastes umbrosus (honeycomb rockfish) is the source of this 5652-nucleotide messenger RNA. RefSeq names its product pleckstrin homology domain containing, family A member 5 (gene plekha5). Gene Ontology annotation, cellular component: cytosol. The record is from RefSeq and is a predicted model, not a curated record. The coding region runs from base 1212 to 4505 and encodes 1097 amino acids. Gene Ontology annotation, molecular function: protein binding; phosphatidylinositol-3-phosphate binding; phosphatidylinositol-5-phosphate binding. NCBI's taxonomy places the organism in Eukaryota, Metazoa, Chordata, Actinopteri, Perciformes, Sebastidae. The transcript is spliced from 22 exons.
CAAAGUUUGUUAGACUGCACAUUUUAUGGAUACAGACAUUGGGAGCUAAAUUAUAGCAUCAGUAUUGUUUAAAUAUCUAAUAAAAUGAGAUAGUUGGUAAGAGGUACUUUUGAUCACAGAUAUACAGUUUGAAAGUUAGAAAAUAGUUUUUUUUUUUGCUGUAGUGGUUUUCCCACAGUGUUAUCACUUCUAGAUUUACAUUGCUUUGAAAAUGUUUUGUCUUUCUCUUCUUUAAUUUAGAAAUAUUUUGCAAUUGACUGACAACAAUAAGUUUCCUCAGUGCGUUAAUGAGGGGGAUAGCCCUGUGAUCAAAGGGGGUGAUAGUAGUGAAUGUGAUAAGUCAUGAUUGUCACAGCCUCUAAUGGUCACCCUACUGUGACCUCACAAAAUGUGUUUUUGGCCAUAACUCAAUAAUUCAUAUCCUAAUUCUGACAAUUUAAGGCAAGUGUCUAAUAGGAUUAAAUGAUAAAGUGAUGACAUUUUGGACAAACAUGGAUGUAAACUACAACUUGACUGUUUGGCGAGGCAUACAACGUGAGGUGGUAAUUCUAGUUUAAAACUUGAACUGCACUCUGCUCAUGCUAAGAAAGCAAAGAGAGCACUUGCCGCCUACAGUGCUAUGUCUGUGCUGGCUACUGCUUGUAGCACUAGAGCAUUGCUAUACCCUUAGUUGACUCGGAAACCCCAAGUUACAGGGCAACAGGCAUAUUUUAUGGGCUCUCAGUGGUGUGUAGAGUAUUUGACUGUGGGACCUUCAUAAACCCGAAGAGACAACAAAGUUGUCCUGCCAAGCACAGCCAAACACAGACGCCCAGGAGUCUGCUCAAGGUCUCUCCAACCACACGGCCCACUCCUUUUCCAACUUAGACUCAGGCCGAGAGAGAGAAACACGAGAGCAGCCCAUGACCUCUUCAGUUUACAGAGAAUCGCUCAGGAAUGGGAUGACUUUUUGACUUCAUAUUUUAUAUUUUAAACUUUUCCUGUCUCUUAAAUGACCAUGUCAUUAAAAGUUCCUUAUUUCUCCAGAUUAUUCUGAAGUAAUUGGAGCAAUGACAGUGCUUUUUUGUUUGUUUUUCAGACAUUGGUAGACAGGAUAUUGAGGUUGUUCACUAAACAUUCUGUUUUUCUCUUUCUGUGUCUGGCUUUAACAAUAAAUUGGUUUGUUCACUGCAUGGAAAAGAGCAACUACGGAACAAUGUCUCUGCCAUACAAUGAACUGCAUGGUAACUUUCUCUGUGUGUCACUUUUCCUGUCCAUUGUCAAAACAGGCGACGCAUCCCAACAUGCGGACAUACUAUUUUUGCUCUGACACAGCCAAAGAGAUGGAGUCUUGGAUGAAAGUAAUGACAGAUGCUGCACUUGUGCAUUCAGAGCCAGUGAAAAGGUUGGACAGGCUAAAAGUGGAGCAGUGUGGACCACAAGAGAUCAACCACGUGGCCAACCACAGGCCUCCUCUAACACAGCCUGAAAUCCAGAACAAUGAACUCAACCGCGAGGCUGACCGUGAGCGCACCGCAGCGGUCACCUCCACCACAGCAGACGAAGAGAGGAAGCAGCGAGACGCCGAGCGCUACGGCUUCCAGAAGGAUGGGGCGGAGCGCGAGCGCCCGCUCACCAAGAUCAACAGUAUCAAACUGCAGCCAGCCCAGGCCGCAGCCAUCAAGGCUAACAUCGCCUCGCCGCAGACUCCGGCAGAAAUGGACGGGUCACACCGCAGCCCCCAGGUCAAUGGAUCCGGUGAGCAUUGUCCCGCUGAGGCGACUGGAGUCCCUCCUCGGCGAAGUCCCCCCCAUGAGCCAGAACGCGGCAUGAGUAGGACCAGCUCUAUGCAGCAACUGGAGCAUUGGGUCCGCACGCAAAGAGGACGCAACCAGGAUGAUGACACCAGGAGCAUUACGUCAUACCAGACGCUGCCCAGAAACAUGCCCAGCCAUCGGGUACCCUAUAUGCCUCAUUAUGGCGACGGCUACUGCAGUAUGCCCAGGAAUAGCAUGGCACAGCGGGACAGCAUCUGCAGCAUGUCGCCAUCGUUGUACGACCAAGCCAUGGGUCCCUCAGGUGACAAGCGUCGCUCCAUGCGCGACGACACCAUGUGGCAGUUAUUUGAGUGGCAGCAAAGACAGGGGUACCCCCCUAGACCGCCGGGGCUCUACAGCAACAUGGCCAGUCCCAAAACCAUGAUCAACCUGUCGGAGCACGCCGCACCAAGCCACUCCAUCCCCCCAUCUCCCUCCCACGGCUCCCUGUCUAUGUACGGCGGCUACUCUCCGAUGAGAUCCUACAACAUGAACAGUGCUCGUUCAGAGGUGUCCUCUCCCAUUUACAGAGGAGACAUGAGCAUCGACAGACGGCACCGGCCACAACUCAACAAGCAGUAUGCCUACCCACCUGAUAGGAGGUCUAUGCCUGCAGGGAUCCCAGUACAAUCUAUCAACUCCCAGUCUCUCCAAGGCAAAACACCUGAGGAACUGACUCUGCUGCUGAUAAAGCUGCGGCGGCAGCAGGCAGAGCUAAACAGUAUCCGGGAGCACACUGUAGCGCAGCUUAUGCAACUAAACAUGGAUGGCGACAACCCAAAGAACGACAUUCUCUCCCAUCACCUCCAAAGGAACCUCAUGUUUUUGGACAAUCAGAUGAAGGAAAAUGACCCUUUAAUCGUCAUGACUCACACUUUGAUUGAGAACUCUGCCCCAAGGCCUCAACUUUACCAGCAAUUGAGUCCAGAAGACUACAGGGAGCGCUCCUAUACAUGUAUGCCAGAAGAAGUGGACAUUGAUACCAAACUGAGCAGGUUGUGUGAGCAGGACAAAGUGGUGAGGACGCAGGAGGACAAACUUCAGCAGCUGUACAGAGAGAAGCACACUCUGGAGACAGCGCUGCUCUCAGCCAGCCAGGAGAUAGAGAUGGGCACUGAUAACCCUGCUGACAUGCAGAGUGUUAUCCAGCAGAGAGACUUACUGCAGAGCGGCCUGCUGAGCACCUGCAGAGAGCUCUCCAGAAUUACAGCUGAGUUGGAACGGUCGUGGAGGGAGUACGACAAGCUGGAAGGAGAUGUGACUCUGGCUAAGAACAACCUCUUGGAACAGCUUGAAGCGCUGGGAAGCCCUCAGACGGAGCCUCCCAGCCAGCAGCAUGUACGCAUCCAGAAGGAACUUUGGAGGAUUCAAGAUGUGAUCGAGGCCCUCAAUAACAAUAAAGCUCAGAGAAUCGCUGAUGGUGUGAGCAUGUAUGGGUCCAAGAGCAACUUCAGCAAGCUCAAAAAUGAGAACUACUCUGUACCAGAUGGUGGUUGCCCUGAGCGUGCGUGGUGGCGCCAUGUGUCACCUUGCUUCCUGUCCUGUGAUGCCCUGUAUAAUCCCCAGGAGGAGGACUCGGUACCCCCACGGCCACCCCUACCCCAGUCCUAUGAGCCCAACCCCCCCAACGUGCCCCCUAUGCCCUCUCAUGCUGGUGUGCGCCCUUCAUCACUCCACAGGCCGGAGGACAGGAAGGCCGGCCACAGGAAUGGCACGCACAGCGGCCCAGACUACAGGCUGUAUAAGAGUGAACCAGAGCUCACCACAGUGGCCGAAGUGGAUGAGAGCAAUGGAGAGGACAGAUCUGAACACCCUGAUAGAGAACAACACAAAGGGAUGUCCUACCCAGUUGGCAUUGUCCCACCCAGGACCAGAUCUCCAGUGCCUGACUCUUCCUCCAUAGCUUCAUACGUUACCUUAAGGAAGACCAAAAGGCCUGACCCCAGGACGGUGAGUCUAAUGGAGCGUCCACGCAGCGCGAUGGAGCAGCAGCUGUGUGCCGUGGAGAGCGGCCGGCCCAGGAUGAGCGUGGAGGAGCAGCUGGAGAGGAUCCGCCGCCACCAGCAGGGUGCCCUCAGGGAGAAAAAGAAAGGCGGCCACAUCCGGGGUAGCAGCCAGGAGAACACACCCUCUCGCAGUCACUCGUUUACGAAAGAAAACCAUUAUCGCAGCACGCAGUCCCAGAUGAGGCGCAGAGAUGGGGGGCUAAGCUGUGGCAUUGAGGAGCUGGAGGCCUCGCUCAGGCAGCAGGAGGUGGUGAGGGACCAGGAGACGCCCGCCGAGGAAAUCGCCCGUCUCAAAGAAGCCUCGCAGGCUGACCACUUAAAUAUGGACAGAGAGCUCUCCGUGCCUGACAAAGUGCUGAUUCCUGAGCGCUAUGUGGAGUCAGACCCCGAGGAGGCUCUGAGCCCGGAGCAGGAGGCUGAUAAGCAGAGGAAAGUUGAUCGCAUCAAAGCCCUCAUUGCCAAAAAUAGCAUGCAGAAUGUGCUGCCGAGUACGGCACUAAGCCCAGAGGAGGAGACAGAAGUGGAGGUUACCGUACAGGAGAAAGAGAAGAUGAUUAAUAUCUCCUACGAGCUGGCAGCAGAGGCCUCCAAACGCAGCAAGCUGGUAGCAGUGAAAAGCCCGUCGUCCUCUUCCCCACCCCUUCCACAGCCUCCUAACACACCCCCUCAACUCACUGACGGGUCUCACUUCAUGUGUGUGUAGUACAGUAGCACCACACAGGCUCUGGCCUCAGUGAAAACCUAUACAUGAAGGAAACAGCAGCGGAGGUGUAAAGAUGCCCCUGAAGACUUCCCAAAGGACAUCAGCACAAGGCCUCGGCCUACAGAGAGUGAAACUGCCUACUCCGCACUCUGGGGUGUUGACCUCUGACUUCUGUAUGCUCACUGUGACGUCUUAAGCUCUUAUGCCACCAACAAACACUUUCUCUGUGACAUUUCUCUGUUAUUCCCCCUCGUUGGGGCACCACACAAUAUACUGUUAUUGUUGCAGUUCCAUUUUUCAGUUUUUACAAGGCUUUUUCAUUAUUUAUAUGGUUUUAUUAGGUCCUUGUUUGAGUAUGGGCCAACGUCUGUCUGUAUAUAUAUAUAUGAGGCUAAUAGACUGAGCUCUGUUGUGAGCCUAAGGGCCUGAGACGAAAUGUUUUGGGCACAUUUUCCAUUCAUGUUUCACCACCUGUCCUAAAAGGUUUCAAAAACAUAUUUUCACAUAAUUUUAGUUUGCUUUUAUAAGUCACUCAGUUUGUUUUUUCAGACAUUGGUCAUUAACUAAUCAUUCAUAUUUAUCCAUUUAUUGUAAAGAACAUUUGUGGAUGCGAAAGAUGACUUUAUAAGAGAUGUAGAUCCCUCCAUUAUAGCGAAAGGAGGAGACACUUUAUUGCUGCGUACAAAGAUUAUUUGUAAUUUCUCCUGUUUCUGGGUUGUAAUUAUUUAAAAAUGGGAUCUUCUGCAGUCCCCGUCGCAUUGUUGCCGACACAUAUGUGAAUGUUUAAGUCACUCUAUACUGUCUUUUUUUUAUUGCUGAGAGAUAUAUUUAAAUUGAGAGAAGGAAAAAGAAAUCCGAGUUUGGUUCUAUUUUAUGACAUGUUGGUUUGAAGUCUUGGAACAAACAAAAAAAAAAAAGAUUAGCACAUGUAAAAAGCAAUAAAAAAAAAUUGUGGAUCCAGGAUUGUGUGUGUGUGCGUGUGUGUGUGUACAAAGUGUAAUUAUCAGAGGUUUACUGUGUAUAUAAUGUACAUGGUACAGCAGGAUGGGACGAUGUAUCCAACAUAUGGUUACAUACUAGAUUUGACUUGCAAAUGUUCAUAUCCCAUCUGUUUUAUAUCAUGUUAAAUAAAUGUUGCUGUUCUUAA